AUGGUGUUUGAGUCGUAUGUUGUCGAUCUUUUGAACAAGUUCGCCGGCCAGUACUUGGAGAAUCUCGAUACUUCCCAGCUGAGGCUUGGGAUCUGGGGAGGUGGGUCGCAAGGGCAUCAGAGCUACUUGUAGCUGGAUUUUGAUUGCUUUGCAAGUUCUUUGCACUUUGAUUUUUUUCCAAACCUUCGACAACCACAUUUACUGAAAACAACGACUUGUUUACGUUUGCAGGAGAUGCCCAACUGGAAAAUUUGAUUCUUAAGGAAAGCGCCUUAGUAAGUUAAAGUUGUACUUUAUGUUUCGAUUACGUCGUGUGCCUACAGCAUAUCCGGUUUUGCCUAAAAUUGCACCAAAGCUCUGCCAUUUUGGGUGAAAUCGUACGUUACCUGUAUAGUUAUUUUAUAUGUUAACCACGACUGGGUAAUUAGGAGUUUGUGGAUAUUUGUAUUGUCUCCGAACUGCACAGUGGCAACAUUUUUUAUAUUUCUAGCGAACGACGAUUGUCCGGUUUUUUUCUAGAAAAUUCAUGUGAGUUGCAGUAUUGAUAAAAUAUUAUCGAGACCUGUUUAGGUUUUUCUGCUUAUUCAGACGUGUUAGUUUGCAUAAAGAUAACCUGUGUACUUGUUAUCUUGGUUUUUUGUGAUCGUCGAAAGCAACCGCGAUUGCACUUAUGGAAAAUCACACAACAUUAAAUUUAAAGUGGAGCCGAAAUGUAGUGGAUUCGUAAGUUCACAUAUUUGUUACGUUGACGAAACAUUUUGCAUAAUUAUUAUUCUAUAUUUUUAUUUUCCUCUUUCGUUGAGGAAAAUUAGUAAAUAAGAUUUAUUUUAUGGCACUAUUAAAGCUUCCUUCUAGUGAAAUUUCACAUUUCGAGCCUAUUAAUUUUUCAUAAAAUUAUCAUAAUUUUAGGACAAAUUUAUUUUACAAUUCAAGCUUGAAUUUGUUCUCAUAUUUCAAAGUGGUAGUCAUUGACUCAACUCUAUGAAUUAUCUCAGUUUGCUAGUAUUUAAACUGGUUCUACUUUUUUAAGUUUUUUGUCAGAAGUGCUUUGCUUCAACAAUGUUGGUAAUAUAGGUUUAUUAAUUUCAUGACAAAUUCAAAUAAUUAUUAAUCUUAAUACCUCUCCUGGUGACCAUUCUUUCACCUGUUCUGCUCCGAAAUUUUAGAGUGGAGUACCACUGGAACAUGAAAACCUCAGAAACAAACUUAAGAUCUAACCUUUUCUCCUGGAAAUUUUUAUAACUUUUAGAUAUAAUUUUAAUGUUUUCAUCUUUAUCAAAACUAUUAGUGUUAAUUUUAUUUUUGGUGGAAUUAACCUUAACUGUAAUUUUUUCACAUUUUUAAAAUGUCAUGCAUAUUUAAAGACUGUUAGAAAUUUGAGGGAAAAACAGUAAUUAUGAUAAUGAUGAUAAUAUAUAAUAAUAACUAUUACUAUUAGUUAUUGUUGUUUGUCCAAAGCAACUUGCUUGUCCAGCCCAUAAUGAGUAACAAUUUUUCUGACUUGAAAGUGCCACCUGAUGCAGCAAUGUGGAAAAUUUAUUAGUACAAGUAAUAGUUACUUUUCUUUGCUCUAAGUGGGAACAAAAUCUGAUCACAGAGGUAGAUUAACCAUAAUUGGCAAAGUGUUGCUAUCCCUGUGCUGUUUAUAACGAGUCUUACCCAUAAACAAACUCAUCUACUCAAUCAAUCAACCAAGCUACUUUCAAACAAGCCAAGGAGAAAUCUUGUCAUGGAAUAGUGACAGCAAGACUUCAGUGCAAGUGUCUUAUUGGGGCAAGUUGAUCUUAUGAGUGUGGGGCUGUUAAUUCAACUGGUCUUGAUAGAUUUAGAGUUAGAGUGGACCUUGGGGGGAGUUGGUAGGGAAGCGCAAGUAGACAUCUACCUGAGAAGGCUGUUAAAAAGCAAAACACCCUCUGAUCAGUCAUGUGUCACUGUAGUUCCUGUUGAGUACUUUUCAGAUCUGAGUAUGUGGUCCCACAUAAUUUUCCCUCCACAAGUUAUAAUUAUUAAAAUAAUACUUAUUAAUGACUGAAUCAUCUGCAGGGUUCUCAAUAAGUCAGGGAGUACAUGGUUAGCUGCAAGGAGUAUUUGGGUGACAAUUUGAGAGCUCCUUCCUUCUUCCACAAAAUGUUAGUUUUGAAAUAUAGAGGCUCUGAAAUGCUACAUUAUUAAUUCUUUUGGAGGUAUAUGCAAAGCAAUAUGCUGGUUUGUUGGCUUGGUAAACAUACGUAAGGUAGAGAUUGGAAGACUGUUUAACUCACAAGAGAAUUUAAGAGAGUUGUCUGUUCAGUGACUUGUUUUAAUAUUUUGUAAUAAUGUACAUGAAAAAGUUACGCACUUCUGAGUGCCUACGUUUUCAAAACGUCUUCUGUCUUGACUUAUUGUGAUGUUUUUACAUGUAGAUUAUUAACAAGUAAUAACAUGAUUCCUCUUGCAAUUUGGUGUAAUAAGCACUUGAAAAUUUUUCAAAGACUAUAUAUUUCACUCACUUUACGGGCUUGUGCAAUUUUGUUGUCUUUGUAAAAUUUACUUGUGCUUAUUUACACCAAAUUGCACUCAAAAUCAUGAUAUUACCUUUAGUUAUUGCUUACUGUUCACAACUUACAGAUGUUAUUUUAUGAAAAGGAGGCUGUUCAGUAAUUGAGGUAGCUGGUUAUUAACUGGCAGCCAGGACUUAAUGAGAACCCUGCAUUUGUUCAGUGUGAAGAUGUAAAUCAAAAAUAUCAUGUGCUUUAUUAGCUUAAGUGUAGCCGUACUCUCCCCCAUCCAAGGUGAAAUGGAAGCAAGGGAAUGUCUAUGCAAACCUGAUAGUAAUCAUGUUCUGUGAUGCAAAAUAAUGUCAUUUCAUCAUGUUUUUUUGCAAAGUGACAUGUGUCAGCAUGAAAGUUAUCGAGAUAAACAACAACAUUGAAGUGGAUUCAUUUUCCAUUUUAUGGGUAAAUUUACAAUUCAGUGUCCAAGUUUAAAUGAGUACUUUUCUUUAAGGAUGACUAGGAAAAGAUUAUGAGCGAUUUUUGGUAUGGAGUAGGGAGAGGACUAUGUUUGAUUAGCAUCAUGCUUAUGAAACUAGAUUUCAAUGUCCACAUGGUUUCUGCUUGCAUUUGUAAACAGUGCCACAGUUGUGGAAAAGAGUUGGAUCAUUUGCUGCAGAAUCUCUAGGAUUUCACAGAUUUUUAUAAAAGAUAGUUGUGUUGUUAGCGUGAAGAAAGAGCAACUCUUUUCUCAGUCCAAAGAAUUGCUGCAAGGAACAACUAGCUUUUAUUCAACUUUGCAGCACCAUUCACAAAGAAAACAAAAGUUGAAGGCAGACAAUCCUCUUGGCCCUAGUACAUUAAGAUAGUGAACCUGUUCUUCUGUGAGAACUUUAACGGAGGCACAAUAAACAUAGUGACUGCUUUCUUCUAGAGAGGAGAGGCGAUCAAUCACUAGACUACUAGAUAUAAUAAAGAUUUUCCAUAGCCAGUUGGUAAUAAAACAGAGACAUUGUUACUUUUGAAAAACGUGAUAUCUAUGGCUUUCUGCUGUUCUUCUUGAAGUGUCUCUAUCCCAAAAGUCACGCAAACUUGCCUUAAAACCUCGUUGUAAAUCACUGUUGUCUGAAAAGUUGAUAGUUAAAACAUCUAGUUAAUUAUCUAGUUUGUUAGUUUGGAAAUAAAUUACCAACUCAAACCAAUCAGAAUUGAUGAAAGAACUGGCAAAAGGGAUUAACCAAUUAAAAGUCAUUAUAUAUUUUCUUGCAAGAGAGUGACGUCACAGAACAUGAUUAGUGUCAGGUUUGCAUAGAUGUUGCCUUGCCUCUGUUUCACCUUGGCAGGGGGAGGGUAUGGCUACAAAUAGGCUGGUGGGUUAUUUGACAAUGGAUUUCUUUUGUUAUCAGGAUGACCUAGAUUUGCCUGUCAAAGUUCUACGUGGUCAUUUAGGUAGGAAAAUGGAAAGAAACAGUCAUCCUUUAACAGUUAAUUAACUGCUUUUACACCCUAACAUCAGUGUGCACAUUCUCCUUACUGCUCUUUGUACAUUUCCUCUGGCAGUGACAAAAAGAAUUUAGUAAGAAACCAACAGCUUUUCAAAAGUGUGAUUAUUUCUGUGAUUCUUAUUGGUUAAUGUUUGAUUCAGUAGCAACCUAAAUGAGAAAUUAGAUGCAGUCAGCCUCAGGAGUUAAAGAGUUAAUGCCAUUUGGGAAAGUGGAUUUCAGAUUUAUUAAUAUUUAAUUUGUGUGUGUGUGUUGUGUACUUGUUGUUUUUACUCAGGCAAACUGGUGCUGAAGAUACCCUGGAAAAAUCUGUACUCAGAACCUGUUGUUGCACAAGUAGAUGGACUUUACUUACUUGUCAGACCGAAUACUGGUGAGAAAGAUUUUUAUUGAAGAAAUACCCUUAAUUUGUGUGGUAUUUUAGUGGUAGUCCCAGGGUGCUAAUCAUUGUAAAUAUCAUAGUAAUGUUCAUGGUCAUGUUCAUGGUCAUGUUCAUGUUCAUAAUCAUGAUAAUUGCCAUCACCAUUGCCAUUACCAUUGCCAUCACCAUUGCCAUUACCAUUGCCAUUACCAUUGCCAUUGCCAUCACCAUUGCCUUCACCAUUGCCAUUACCAUUGCCAUCACCAUUGCCAUCACCAUUUCCAUUACCAUUGCCAUUACCAUUGCCAUUACCAUUGCCAUCACCAUUGCCAUCACCAUUGCCAUACCAUUACCAUUACCAUUGCCAUAACCAUUGCCAUAACCAUUGCCUUUGCCAAUGCCUUUGCUUUUGUCUAUGCCUUUGCCUUAUCAUUAUCAUUGUUAUUGCCAUUGUCAUUGCCUUUGCUAAUGCCUUUGCCUUUGUCUAUGCCUUUGCCUUAUCAUUAUCAUUGCCAUUGACUUUGCCAUUGCUAUUGCCAUUGCCUUUGCCUUUGCCUUUACUAAUAAUGCCUUUGAUUUUGUCUAUGCCUUUGCCUUAUCAUUAUCAUUGCCAUUGACUUUGCCAUUGCUAUUGCCAUUGCCUUUACCUUUACUAAUAAUGCCUUUGAUUUUGUCUAUGCCUUUGCCUUAUUAUCAUUGCCAUUACCAUUGCCUUUGCUAAUGCCUUUGUCUUAUCAUUAUCAUUGCCAUUACCAUUGCCUUUGCCAAUGCCUUGGCUUUUUUUCUACAUGCCUUAAGUUUGUCUUUUCAUUAUACUGUUUGCCAUUACCCUUCCAUUGUCCUUGUCUUUGUAUUUGUCUAUGUAUUUAUCUUUGUCAUUAUCAUCAUCAUUACCUUCAUCAUCAAUGUUAUUAACUUAAUCUUGAUCAUAUGGACUACUGUUAUCACUAUCACUGUCAUAAUCAUUAUUACAAUAAUUUUCCUCAAGUUAUUUUGUCACUUUUUUGAGUGUCACUAGAUCUGUUAGUAGAUAGUGUGGUAUACCAGCCUUUUUAGUAUGUGGCAAUCUUAAGGGAUAAGUCAAAUUUUAGUGAUACAUUUUUCAACUGAAGGUUACAGUCAUCAAUUGGGUAAUAAGUGCCCUGGAAACAAACUAUUAACUUUUGGCUGUUUUCUAUGUCUAGAAAAUAUCUGUGUGUGAUGGACUCUCUUGUGAUGGACUCUCUUGUAAUGUGCCUGUAUCUACCUCUCUGGACAAGAGUUAUGCCAAGGGAAUUGAUGUAGUAGUUGUUGCAGCUGUAACCAUUAAUGAUAAUAGGUUUGUUGCUCCUGCAGAUAUUAAGUACAAUGCUGAGAAAGAGGAAAAAGCCAAACAGGAGAGAAAGCAAAGACAGCUGGAAGCAGUGGAGCUUGCUCAGCAGAUUGAAGAGGAAAAGAAAAACCAGAAUGGUAUACCCUAGUAAUCAAUCUGUUUUUAUUGGUUUUUUAGGGUCUCUAAAAAAAAAUGCCUACUUGUUUAUUUACAGGUCUCUUUCAGGUUGAUAAUCUUUUACUUUUUGUUUGUCUUGUCAUCUGACCAUUUAUCUGCCCAUACAUCUGCCUUUGCUCUUCAAGCUGCAACUGUUUUGGUAGCUAUGACAUCUAGAAAAAGUUGUCAUGUGAGUCUCCAAAAAUGAAUGCUAGCCAUGCCACUUACUCCAACCACAAGGCACAUGGUCAGAGGUUUAGUUUUUAUGAUUUUAGGUUGCCAGAAGGUGACUUAAAAAAAAAACUUGGCUAAUAUAAGAGCCCUGCAUAGUGUUGGAUAUUAACAUUGUUACACAAAUUACUGCAGACAGCUUUGAUUGACUGUCUCUGUCAAUGACUAAUAGUCAGUAAUGGGAAUUAGUCUGUAACUGAGGUGAAAAAUGAUUUUCUUGUCGAUUACCAUGCAGGGCAGCAAAAAGAUGAAAAGUCAGACAGUUUUGUGGAGAAGUUAGCCAUGCAGAUUGUCAAAAACCUUCAGGUGAGUUUGAUAAGAAAUCCACAUGUAUCAAUCAAUUCCAGUUACUUGCUUGACUCAACACUGGCAAAAAUCAAAUUCUAUUUAAAUGAAAAAGAAAAAGAAAAAAGGUAUAUUCAGAAUGAUUGUCAUUUCAGUGUCUUUUCAACUUAAAGAUGGUUACUUUUUCUUUCCUCUCCAGGUCUCAGUUCGCAAUAUUCACAUACGAUAUGAAGACUCUGUAAGUACUUUUACAUUCAGGUAGACAUCAAUUUGAUUCUUAUGCUUCAGUGGAAGUUUUGGCUGAUAGUUCUGGACAGUUUUUGAACUAAAGUUGUAAUUUCACUUCACCCUGCAUCACUUUUAAUUUACAUCUACCAGAUGCAGACAAAAUGAAUUGAAUUGGAUUGAAUUUCUCCAAUCAUAACUUAAGGCAUGAUGUUUUGACACCCUGAAACAUCACACAUUUUUCCUUAGAGGUCUUGAAUAUGGUUGAAAUUGCAAGUUUAGCACUUGGUGAUAGAGUGGGCAUGACACAAAAAGAUGUAUUGUUGAACAUAUCCCAUGUUUUUCUCAGGAUAAUCAUUAACCUUCUACACCUUAACAUUAGUAUGCAUAUUCUACAUACUGUUCUCUAUACAUGUCCUGAAGCACUGACUUAGAGAAUUUGUGAAAAAAUCAAGAUUGUUAUAAGUUGGUGAUCAUUUCCUUGAUUCUCAUGACCUUAAUGUUUGAUUCAGGGUGAUAUUGUAAGGUGAAAUUAGAGGCUGGUCACCCAUAGUGGUUGAAGGGUUAAUUCUUGAUGUACACAGCAGUCACUCUUUGGUGUUAAUUAUAAUGUCCAUGUUCAUUGUUCUUGUUUGUGUCAGGUUACUAACCCUGCUGCACCAUUCUCAAUUGGAGUGACAUUGGAGAAUUUGUCAGCUGAGGUGAGAGCAGUACCCUAUAUCCUCUAAUAUGUCUCUUAAUAAUGGGGGAAGGCAAUUGAUUUCAGCAGUUUCCAGACCAGAAGCUUCUAAGAGGUGUGGGUUUAUUGAAGAGGGUGUUAAAAAAAAAAAAAAAAAAAAACCCUGUUGAAUGGUGGCCACAAUGGCAUCUAUUACUUUUCUUUCAACUCCUGUCCCGGUUUAAUGAACACUCUAAAAAAGAAAUUUUGGGAAAGGGUGUGAGGCCUAUGAGAGGCUAUGAGUAACUGAGACUUGAUUUUCAAUAUGGAAGGAGGGGACAUUUUUAUAUUAACCCUUUACACUCAAACGUCAGGUAUAUAUUCUCCAUACUGUUCUCUACACAUAUUCUAAGGUGCCGACAAAGAGAAUUUGUGUAACAAUCAAGAGCACCUCUUGUUGUUUAUCAUUUCCUUUAUUCUUAUGACCUCAAUGUGUGAUACAGGGGUGAUAUUGUAAGGUCAAAUUAGAUGCUAGUCCCUUGAACCUUUGGCCUUAAAGGUCAAAGGUUCAAGGGAUGCAUACAAGAGAGAGGGGGGUUAUAGGAGUGUAUGUAGUGAUAGUUGUAUACAGUGGAACCUGUAUUUAGUGGCACUGUGUGAGGUGGUCACUGAGUAUUUAGCAGUCAGUGGUCAGAGUUAGAAAUUUUUCCCUGUGGAUCACUGUAAUUUUCAACUCUAUUAAGUGGUCACGCCUAUUAAGUGGUUGGGGUCUACCUUUGCUAAGUCCCAACAGCUUGUUGGGGAACCUUUGUGUUAAGUGGUAAACCUGUUUUAAGAGGUCACCCAGCUAUUUGACUGGUGAUUGCUUAAUACAGGUGCAACUAUGGAAGGUUCAGGGAGAUUGUACUUGAUCAAAGAGUAUUUUUCAUCUUGCAAACAAGGGUUUGCAAAAUGAUGUUGCUUUGAAAAUUUUUUGACCCUUCUCUCCCCUGAUGUGAUGGCACUGCUACUGGAUGCUUUUUCGCAUUUUGUUAUCUUCAUUGGCUUCUGCCACUAUCUUUUGUCCCAGCCAAUGAAUAUAUUGCUGAUGAGUUUAUACCCAUCUUUAAUACAUUUGAUAAUGAAUAUUUUGAAAAAAUUGAUCCUCUGUACAGCUCUUUUGUGCAGGUAGGUUCUGUCAAAUAGUGUUAAGGCUUAUCUAGUGAUGAUCACUGUCUGUUUUAGUCCACAGAUGAAAAUUGGAAACCCUCAAUUGUGGGUACAAGUGUGAAAAUUGUACACAAGGUGAGAUACAGAUAGGUCUGAAAAUAUAUCUGGAACAAUGUUAAUUAUGUAAGGGUUGAGUAGUGGUUGCAUAGCAAAAUAAGUAGUUGGGAGGUGGAACUUGAGGAUACAUUGUCUGUAAAUGGUGCCAAAAAUGAUGAAAUAUAAGGAAAUAUUUACUGCAACAGAUGCAAGUGUGGUACAAUCAACCAGUGUGGAAUUUCAUACCUUUCAUGGACCUCUUGGGGUUCACCUGUGACAGCACACUUGUUUUUACCUUUCCUCCUUAUUUCCCAUCUCUCACAACCAUCCUUCUUUUUCCCAUAUUUGCCAUCUCAUAAUUACUGCAACUCACAACAACACUUUCUUAUUUUUUUUGCCUUGUUUGUUAGCUUGUCAAACUUGACAGUCUUGCCAUUUACUGGAAUACAAAAGAUCAUAUUGGAAAUCUGCCAACACAAGAGGACUGGGUGGUAAUUACUUGAUUUCUUGAUCAUAAAAUAUCACUGUUUGAAAUUAUAAAAAGUGUCAUUGAUGAUAUGAUUUUGAUGCAGUUACUUCUUAUGUGGAUGUCAAGUUUUCAGCUUUACCCUACUAGUCUUCCCUAGGUGAUGAGGGUGAUGUGUUUUGAGUUACCUUUUGACCCAUGAUGUCCCACCAUGGUUAGCUCACCUGUUUUGGUGUAAUUGGGUAUCAUCUCAGUACUCUGAGUGAUGAUUCUUGAUCACAAACAUCCAGACUUCAAUCUUUAAUUUUUUCUACUUAUAUAACAUGGUCCAUGUUAAUGUUGUUGUGUGAUUUGCAUGUAAAAUCCUAAGACUUUGGUUUCAUUCCAAAGUGGGUGGUGUGUGGUGUUGUGCAUUAGCUCUGGUGGAGGGGUCUUCAUUGCAAAUAACCUUGUGAUAAUACUGAUGACCAAGGUUUUUUUCAUUAAGUUAUUUUGAUAAUUAUGAGAAAUAAUGGUCAAACCUCUUUAGGCUCCAAGAUUUGAUUAUAAAAUCUCCCUAAAUAGCUGCAUAAAGGAAUUGUGGUUGUUUAUUGUGUAAACCUUGACACGAGGAGUCCCUACAUCCUUCCACAAUACUAGUAUUCUUGCCUCUUAUUCUCAAUACAAUCCUCAAAUUUUUUUCUAUAACUUACAAUAAAUCCUUACUUUAUCAUGAUGGAGAUCUGACACAGUUUUACACACAGUUACUCUACAUAAAGAACACCAGGGCUGGCAGGGUUCCUUUGUAUUAAUGACAAUUCUAUAAAUUUGUAUACAUGUAGAUGUGUAAACUCUAUUGACAUUUAAAUCCCUAUUGUCUCAACAAUGUCUCUUUCCUGGUUAAGUUGCUUGAUAAAUUUCCCCCCUUUUUAAAUUGAGCACUUUUUUGAGGCAACUUAAUGUGACAUUAACACAAUUUAGUUUAGAUCUCAACUUACAGCUUUGUAUUUUAUGAUAACUUUAAAGAUAAUUUGAAAAUGCUGUUGGUAUAAUAAUAAAUGAAAUUGUAAUGACAAUUUUUCUGUUUUUUACAGAAUCAAGCCAAGGGUGGGAUAGCAAUCAGAACGAAACAGCAUUUCUCUCCUCCUGAUUUUAAAUACAGUGAGUAUAUUUUGUGUACUAUGUCUCAAUUCCUAGGGAUUUGUUUGCAUCAUCACAGCUUGUGCUGAUAUGUUUUCACUAACCUUUAUUCACUCAGAAGUUUUUGAUGUUGUACAGUGGCAUAAUUCUGGAACAACUCAAUGUAAAAAACAAGUAGUAGUACUAAAGUACUAUUAACCAAAGUAGUAGUACUAAACUCAGAGUAGUACUACUGUUCUCGUUGUUAAGUCUUGCAGCCAAUCUCAGCCACCACCCAAGUGAAGAUGAAUAUCAAGCCAGGUUCUGAUUUGAGUAUCCCAAAGGUAUGUUGUUGGACUCAUGCUGAUUGCUUUGCAAUAAAAGCCAUAAGGUUAUUGUGUAUGACAUGACACUGUUGUGUGGCCAAUGGUUGAAAGGGAGCAGAAAUGGGGAAAAUUACAUGUUCAUUUUAGCCUUAGAAGAGCCAAAAUAUUGCUCUUGGGAUUAGGAGAUAGUUCUUGAAACUCAAUCAAGCAACCAGUUGAUUGAUCAAUCAGUGGGCUGGCAAUUGAAUGGGGUGCUGGUCAGUUGAGAGAUUAUUUUUUAAAUACAGCCAUACAUCAAAAUCUUGUCUUGCAGGCCAUGUGAUUGUUUUUGAAAGUCAACCAAUCAAUUGAUUGAUUGAUUGAUUGAUCAGUUGCAUAGGGGGUGCAUGAUUAGUUAAAAUACUUGGUCAAUAGGUUUAGAGGGUUUUUUUCCAUAAAACUACUGACAAAUGAUGACAGCAGUCUCCUCAGUUGCUAAAAAGGGGCCGCCAUGGCAACUGAGACACAGCCUGCUCCCACACACCUAUCAGUACAACAAUUACCAAUUAUGAUUAUCUUUAAGCAAAAUGUGAGAGGUUAGGACAAAAGUAAACAAAGUGGCAAAGUAAGUUGAGUGAAUGUAUAAUAAAUUAUCAAUGCUGCAAAUCUCUCAGUAUCCUGUUCAUCACAACCUUAAAACUACUACAAUGGCUUGGUUUUACCUUGCUUAAAUUACAUUCAACCUCAAGUAGAAUUUAAUCUUUUCAUUUAUGCUUACACAUUAUUUUUGUACCAUGCAGAUUUUCUUAAGCUUGGUCUUGGAAGAGAUAUCUCUAGUUUUGAUGAGACAGCAGUACCAUGAUAUGAUUGAGUUGCUGGAAUCCUUCGACAGAAUGACCACAAAUUCUGUGUUUAGAAAGUACAAACCAAAUGUCCCUCUCCAUGGACAUGCUGCACAGUGGUAAUUUCAUCUCACAUCUGUUAUUUCUGUUAUUACCUGAAAUAUUGAAAGCCUUGACUUGUCUACAAACUUGGGUGGAGGAAUUUGAUGCCAUCCUUUAUGCUGUGAAGGUCUUGAGUUAGCAUUACAUUUUUACUCCUUUUGGUCAAAAUAAAAGAGCUGAGUAGUACCUCCAUGUCAUUGAAUUUGAGUUUAAGCUGGAAGCUUUUCCAAGCUUUACAUCUCUUGUUACAGUAUAAUUUUUGUGCAUAAUUAUAUGUAAUUGUAAUGAUGUUAUGCAUUCUACAUUUACUUUGGGUACAUUGUCUAUGUUGCCUCUUGGAAACAGGUGGAAUUAUGCAAUUACAAGCAUUCUUGAGGAAGAUGUUCGGAGGAGAUUAAGAAACUGGUCCUGGACACACAUGAAGGAACACAGGUAUCAUUGUCGAAUGAGUUCUGACUAGAAAUAGUCUAUGAUUCUCCUAAUGGAAACUUGAUUUCAUGCCUUUCCUUCUUUCUUCAGGAGUCUCUGCAGGGAAUACAAAAUUUUGUACCAGAAAAAGUUACUGGAAGACAAAGCUUCUGAAUCAUUGUCAAAACAUCUAGAGGUAGGUCAAUAUUUACUUGGCAUAGAUGGCAACUUUCCACCUUGGCAUUUUAUUAUUGCAUGUUUACUCUGUUAUAAAAUCAUCAAUCUUCAGGUACUUGAGAGCAAGUUGGAUGUGUUGAAUAUCACCAUUUGUCGACGCCAGGCUGCUUAUGAGGUUCGUUUUGAUAACAGCAAUUGUUGUCUUGUUUUAUCAUUUCUGUGACAUUUUAAGUUGCUGGCCUUUUUGUUAAGUCUGCAGCAUGCGAGUAAAAGGCUCUCAUCUGGGGAGCUUGUGUGUUCAGUUGGUUUCCCUUUAUGAAGCAUGAAGCAACACGGCAUAUUUCUUUUCCCAUCAAAUGGGAUGCUAAUCCUUUGCAGGGUUCUCCCUCCCUCCCCCAUGUCCCUCUCCCCCUUCUCCUUGAUAGUUUGCCACUACACAUGUAUACUCUUAGGUUGGCAGAGACAUGGUAAGAGUAAGCCGGGAUGGGGCAGUGGUUAGAGUGCUUGCCUCAAACCGCUGUCUUAGGGUUUAGUUUGUAUUGGUUUUUUUGUUAUUACUCCAAGGGUUUUUCUCCAGGUCCUCCAGUUUUCCUCUCUAGACAAAAAACAAUGUUCCAAAUUCCAACUUGACCUGGAAACAGAGGUCAAUAAGAGCUACUUGGCCUUUUCAUUAGGCAGCAGCAUCUUUGCAAAAAUAUAGGAGUUCACUUUAAGUUUUGCAUCAAGGGAGCUGCAGCAUUAAGGAAAAAGAAGAAGAAAGUGGAAGAGAAGAAAAGUGGCAGUUGGUUUUCUGGGUUCUGGGGCUCCAGUAAAAAAAGCAAGAAGGAGGAGGAUAAAUCAGGUAAGGCUUUUAUCUUAAGAUCAUUGUUUAAGUACCAUAGAGUGCUGAAUCUCAUGCCCACAAGGAUUAACAAUUUAAAUGAAAAUAGCUUCACCGUUAUCUAAACAGAAAUUUUAACUGAAGAUCAGAAAAAAGAGGAACUGGAGAAGUUGUACAGUGCCAUUGGUUACAGUGAAGGAGAAACCAUUACAGCAUUCCCCAAGGAGGUACUUGCUUAGUAAAAGAACCCUUUAAAAAACACUAUCACCUAAAUUUCUUACAAUCUCAUGAAAAAGGCAGCAAUUUGACUGAUAUGUCUUGACUUAUAUUUGCGUUUGAAGGAAAAAAAUAACCAACUGUGUUGUCUCUACUGUUUGUUUGGCCCAAAAAUCUACAGUAGCUCCAACCAGCCACAAAGUUCAUAUAUUUGCAUUGUGGUGAAGAAAUGAAUUUAAGAGAUCCUUGCAGCUAAGAACACUACUGAACUAGUAGUUAAAAAUAGGACCUGAAAAAAAUUCUGGCCUGUAGGGGAUUUGAACCCAUGACCUCUGCGAUACCUGUGCAGCACUCUACCAACUGAGCUAACAAGCCAAUUGAGCAGAGGUCAUGGGUUCAAAUCCUGCAAGGGCCUGAGUUUUUUUCAGGUCCUUUUUUCAACUACUAGUUCAGUAGUGUUCUUAGCUGCGAGGAUCUCUUAAAUUUGUAGCCACAAAGUUAUUGACACAUGACAUUUUCAAUCCCCCAUUAUUUCAUUAUUAUUUCUUUUGUCUUGUUUUUGUUAACCUAGUUGCCCCUUUCCCCCAAACCAAUGUCUUAUUUGGCUUAUGGUAUCUUUUAGCUAUGUGUGGCCCUGUACAACAGGCAACAUUGAAUUGGGGAGGGAAUUCUUGUCAAGAAUUUAGAGCUAGUGCAAACAGUAGUGUUUUUCUGCUCAUAAAAAAAUUGUUCAAAGUGACACGAUGUUUCAGCUAAUUUUAAUUCUUAUUGUCUCAGUCUUUGACUUUAUUUUACUUUAUCACCCCUAUAACUUUAAGUACUUGGAGCAUCCUUAUUGUAUUAUUAUCUAACAGUAUUUUUGGUUUUUAUCCGAAUUAUUUUGCAGUAUGUGGAAAAUAAAGUUGUGGUGAAAUUGAAACAGAUUAGUGUGGCUCUAAGAGAUGAUGCAGCUGUCAAGUGAGUAUUGAAUAAAAGUGUUUCUUCAAGCAAACUUGCCAGAAAAUUGAUUUCAUUUUCUCUGAGCUGAUCUAGCCAUGAAAGUAUGUGUUGCUUCUGCCAUCAUUUUGAUAAUAAAGAUAUUAAAAUAGAAUGUUGUACUUGUUUUAACCCGUACAAGUGAUUGAUAUGAAACUUCUUCCUAUUAUAUUCAUACGUAGAAGUUGUUAACUUGAUCUAACACCAAAUUCUCAUAACUAAUUUACAAGAAAAUGUUUAAAAGCUAGGGGCGGGGGGGAGAGUCAACAAUCCCAUCUUGGGAGUUAAAGGGUUAACCUAAGGUGAAAUGGCCUAACGUGCGAGAAACCUGUAGAAACUAGUAAUGAAUUUGGUGUUAGCUUUGUAUCUACAUGUAACUGGUUGACAGGAUGGAAUGAGUUUUCUUGACCAAUCACACAGUAUAGUAAAGCAAUAGUUAAGCAGUCUUAGGUUACUGUUAACACUCAACUGUAAUUUCUCAAUGCAAGUUCCAUUUCAGAGGAUUGACAAUAGCUCCCUUGAGUUUUGUUAUUUUGUAUUUCUUAUAGUGAAAGAACAUCUUAAACAUCAUCCAGACUGUCACUCCUCUGUAAUUUGUAGGUUGCUCUGAAAAAUGUUUAGAUCUUUUUAGGGAGUUUUUCCAAGCUAAAUGAAGCUAGAAUGUGAUGAGUGACCGUCUCCCCUGUAGGUUAGUUGAUGUUGCCAAACUGAGUUUCCAGGAUCUUUAUGCAGAGCUCUCCCAAAGACCAUCAGCACAAGCAAUCAAGUAAGUUGAAUAUAUACAAUUUAUAGGGAUGAUUUUGUUCUAGUAGCAGAAAUAGUGAGGAACCAAAAAAGGUCAAAUAGGAAUUAUUUCAGGAAAUAAUUUUUGUUCUAAGGAUUUGAAAGUUUUUUUCCAAACCUCUAUGAUUCAGGAAAAUUCUACACUUUCAUGUCUUUUUUAUUUUUGAGUCUUUUUUCUUAUCUUGAGAAUUUUAACAUCAGAUCUGUUGAGCCAGAGUGUAUAAAUUUAAAUUUUUUUAUUUCUAAAGCUUGCUUUAAUGGGAGAUUACGUAAGGUGACUAGAUUCUAACUAUCAGAAAAGGUGAGAAAUUAAGUCACCAAGUUUGCAGCCACAGGCAGCUGUCCUAACCUUGUAAGGCCUCCCUAGCAUGGCAUAGAUUAUAAGGUUGCCCAAGGAUCCCCACAGAGAAAAGUUAAAUGAGAUACAAUUACAGAAAACGUAGGAUGAGGAUAUGAUGCUAAAAUGGUUAAUGGAGUUCUAAUGAUAUUAAUGGUAGUGACACUUUGAGGUAGGUGUCUCCUUAUUUUGAAUUUCUUGUUCAGGCUGUCAGCAAAGGUUGACCAGAUGAAGAUGUUUGGUUCAGCUGAUGCUGUAGAUGGAAAAAUGCCGCUCAUGAUAACCUCUCAAGAUGAUAAACUAGGUACAUCACUCUACAUGUUCCAAUAAACAUUUUUUAAUUUUAACAAGCUGACCUUUCCAAUAUAAUCUCUAAAUUUAGUACUACUCUAGGAUAAUCUGAGAUAGAAUUUUUUUAGAAUUCGUUUUCCUCUUGUCAUUAUAUCAGGUUUGUAAAUAAUGUUUGGGAAAGUAUUUUGAUCACCAAACAAGAAAUGGUCCAUCUGCUCUUCACUGUUUAUCGUACUGUGUUCACUUUUACUAUUGAUGGAAAAACUAAUAUAACGUAACAGAAAAAAAUAUGUGUUCCUAAUCUUUGAAAAAUGUAAUUUCUGACGUUUGAGUGACAUGGGAACGAAUUAGUCAGAAAUUAAUAUUUUGUGGGCACGUUGAAGAGGUCGUGGAAGGGUCGGAUUAUUUAAGCAUUUCGCAAGAAAAUUAAGUCAUUCUAGGUCGGUCAGUCUUAUUUUUGACCACUUUCUUUUUUUAUAGUUUACUCCUUGUUAAAUAUCGUCACAAUCAUUGAUUUUCCUUUGUGAUUAGUAGUCCAACAAGGUUACUUUACUCUUUCCUCGGGGUAUUGUGCUGCUGCAUUUGAUGAGGAAUAAGUUUCCACACAUUUUUUGGCCACAUCUAAAGAGUGUUUUUUCAGUGGUUUUUCGUAUCUGGUGUAGCACAGGUUCUUUUUGUAGAACCCAUAGUUUCAGGAUGCACGUGUUAAGAUUGUACCAGGAUGGGUAUACUAGAAGACUGACUGACUCAUCCUAAAUAAACUUUUCACAUUGAAUGUCUCAUGUGAGUGUAGUCAGAAUUAUCUGCCUGAAUAAGCAGUAUGGCAACAUCUUUAUCUGUUGUAAGCAAACAAGUUGUUGCAACUAACAUGGAUGUUUUUUUUUUUUACAUCUUGGAUAGCAAGCCAAUAUCCUCUUUUUACUGUAUCGUUUGAGACCAACCCAUUGGACGGAAAGUGUGACCAGAGAGCUAAAGUGACAUCUCAACCUGUCAAAGUUGUGUAUGAUGCCGUAAGUUGUAAAAUAUUUUAUAAUAUACGCACCCCCUAAAAUUUGAAAACUUAGUUUGUAAAUGGAGUUCUAUUACCUUAAGGCAGCAAACACCCGAGAUGUAUAAUUCUGUCUAGUGAAAGAAGGACUGCGCUGUGCAGUGAGGUAGAGCAUUGCAAAAGAAAGCUUCAAUUGAAAAUUACACCUGGUGGUUAAAAUGCAGAUUUUCUUGAAUCUAUGCUGGCUUAAGCCUUUUACCCCAACGAGUGACUAGUUAUCUAAUUUCUCCUUUCAAUAUCACCUCUGAAUCAAACAUUGUGGCCGCGAUAAUAAAGAAAGUCAUCACUGAUUAAAGAGGCUCUUGAAUGCUAAACAAACUCUCUCCUUGUCAGCACAUUAGCAAAUGUAUGAAGAACGUUACUGAAAGAAUAUCUUAAUCAUAAGUAGACAUACUGUGGCUUGUUCCUUUUCCCAAAGGUGGAUGUUAAAUAUUUUUUUGCGCUUUCAAUUUUAUUUGCAGAACACAGUGGAUCAUAUCGUCACUUUCUUUACACCUCCAAAAGAUGUCCAUCUCCAGGAGUAAGUGCUACACUAUAGUUUAAUAUGUAAAAUCUUUGUAGUAUUCUUUUCACAUUUGCUCUUCAACAAUGACUUUAAAUUACAUGAUUGUUCAAUAGAAAUCUUUGCCUUGAGCAAGAAAAAUAUUCAUGUGUAGCAGACCCAUUCGAGAUUUCUUGAUGUCACACUCAAAACACAAAUCCUCUAUUUGUAGUGUUGAACUAGUUUAGAAAAGUAGGGAGAUUUGAUGUCUUAUUUCAGGCUGUCAGCCGAGGCAUACUCAAGACUAGAAGAUCUGAAGUCAGUGUCCAAAGCAAGUCUGUAUUAUGCAAUCGAACACCACAAGGUAAUACUUUUCUGUUUUUGUUUAUGACAAAAAUUCCUUCCAACCUAACAGAUUCUAGUGGAUUGUUACUACAGACGUUAGUCACAGGUGUUAAAGAUAUAACUCCUCACAGGAAAUUUAUUCUCCGUCCCAUCCUCAUAACGCCCAUGGGAGAUCUGUGGCAUAUUAAUGAGUGCAGGUCUGCGCUAAAGCUUUGUUGUCCUCCAUGGUGUUAUAAUCAUGGUGAACUCUUAGAGUAUUCUAUCCACCCAGGAGAAUCGAUCCAGGCUUCGGGUAACAGAAAGCUUUCAGAGGCACAGGGGCACACUCUGAGUCUCCUCAGAGACAAGUAUAACUUGUGACUUAGCCAUAUGUGGUCUUGAAAAGUGCUAUUUUGAUGCGACCAUGUUGAACUUUGUUCAAAGUGUUAAAGAUUGUGUAUACCACAGGUCUAUAUGGGGGUAAGUUUCCAAAGAAACUGUGGUAUUACGUCGGUGAGAGAGUAGAGCAAGGUAAUUUGGUAUUAUCAACUGAGUUGAUAACGUAAAUUGGCCAUCUUUGAGAGUUUUAAAGUGGACGUUUCGAGCGCUAGUCCUUCGUCAGAGUGAAGAUAAUACCAAAUUACCUUCUUAUGUCAAUAUGGUUUGGUUUCCUUAUGUUAACUUGAUUCUUGUUGUACAGGUUGAACUCAAAAAUUUAUGAUCAACUAUACUUUUUGCAGAUAACAGAUGUGGAUGUGGAUGUGAAGUCUCCAUUUGUCAUCAUACCAGAGGGAGGCACCUUUAAGAAGUAAGUUGUUGAAUUGUGGGGUGCAUCCACUCGGAAGAGGGUGCGAAGUACUUUGCAACUUGCGGUUUUAUGGUCAUGUGAUCCCAACCUUUUUAGGAUAAGGUGAAUAUAUUGAUACAACAAUUAUGCUAUCCUUCAAAUAUUAGUACGACAUGAGUAUAGGAUUCCUCAUUCCCUCCACUGGAAUAAUAUGCCAACAUGUAUGGACCACCAGCCAUUCCAAGCUAAGUUUUGUGGUCAAUCAGGCUUAAGAACUUUUUAUUGAUGAAGUUAUAUUUUGAACUCUCGAUUUGUAAUUAAAACAUUUCCUAGGUGUUUUCUCUACUGCUGGUGAUACUAAAUUGGUCCUAUAUUGGCUGAUGAUGCUACAUUGGUUCCAUAUUAGUCCAACAUUGGUCAUAUAUUGGCCCUAUAGUGGUCCUAUGGUGGUCCUUUAGUGGUCCUCUAUUGUUCCUAUAGUUAUACUACAUUGUUCCCAUAUUGCUCUUAACGUAACGUGGAUUUAGUGAACAUUUUUUAAUAUUACUCUUUAUUAACAGGUCAAGCAAUGUGCUUGUCAUUGAUCUUGGGCAUGUGAAGAUCACCAGUGAUCCAGACCAAGAGAGGAUUGUAUCCACAAAGGUGAUACUGAUCAGAUAAUUUUUGGACCACUUCUAUGUUUAAGAUGUUGUUCAAGAGUACUAGAAUUUGUGACUCGCUUUCAUUAUUCCACUGAAAAACUUGGGCUUUGGUAUCCGAUUCGAAGAAUAAUUAUUGUGUUUUAAGGAGAGGCUGUCAUGUGAAAUACAGAUUUUUAAAAUGCACCAUUAAGAGAGGGUGAAUCAAUUUGCAAAUUUGGGGAAUUUACUUUAAACGUGCAUUUUAUUUACACUCGGGACGUUCUAGAGAAACAUAGAAACAGAGGAAAAAUAACGCAGAUUGGUAGAUUUUCAUACCUUUACAACUUCCCUUCCAUUAACUGUACCAUUGAUGGCAAAAAGUCAUUGAAAUAAGACUUUUAGAAAUGUCCAGGUGCUACUUUUGAUGUCACACAUUUAAUUGGCUUGAUUAUUUUUACCAGGAUCUAAGCGUGGAGGAGUUGGAGUCGAAGUGUUACGAUAAGUUUGAUUUUAAACUGGAAGACCUUCAAAUACUCAUCGCAAAAGCAGGUAAUGGUGACUGGGUCUGCACAAAAUUCUGUGUAAUUGACAGUGUAUCCCGUCCAGCAGAACUUUUUUGUAACGUUUUUUAAGAAACAGAGUGAAAACAGCUAUUGCUAGAAUGUUAAUUGCCUACACGCCAUAUAGACAAGGAUAAUUUGUUUAGCAACCAACAACUUCUUUAGUUGGUGAUCAUUUCCUCUAUUCUCGUGGCCUUACUGUUUGAUUGUUUGAUUCUGGUGUGAUGCUGUAAGAAGAACAUAGAUGCCAGUCACUCUUUGGGAAUAGAACGUUAAUGAGUAUGGACUUUUGACGUAAAGUCUUUUUAUUUUAUUUUUUGCGGUAGAUGAAGACUGGCAGACCGCAAGGAAGCAGGUCAACUCUAAGAUGCAUAUUCUAGAUCCGAUGGGAAUUGACAUGAAGCUUCAGAAAGCAUUAAAUCCUGACGACAUCAGGCUUGCACAGUAAGAAUUGUGUUAUUCUGGUUCUUCUUCUAGUAUUUUCUUUCAUGAGAUCGGCUUUGGUGACCGCUGACCGUUGACCGUUGAAUCGCUGUGUUGGAGAUAUGUUUGAUGUGCGCCGAGCAAACUACUCAUGUUCCUCGUGAAUGUAUGUUUGACUGCUAUUUCUGAAACAGGAUCACACUCUCUGGAACCCUUCCAACUGUAAAAGUCCAUGCCUCUGAUGAGAAGCUUCUUCAGGUUAUUAAGGUGUGGUGGAAUAGCUUAAUAAGGAGUAGACCUUAGUAUCUAAACAGAUUACGAAUGAAAGUAGUUUUUUUUUUAGCUUGGUUGUUAGAUAAAGAAAGGUGUUGUUCAUUCGUUAUGAACAUGGAAUAAAGACAAAUUUUGAUUCCCACAAGGAAUCGAUCUGAAAGCCAUCAGAACUCGCGGUCUCAGGCUCUACCACUAUUUUACCCUUUGAACUCUAAGAUUGGUAUUCGUAUUCUUCAUAUUGUUCUCUAUACAUCGCCUAUGAUACUUUAAUGGAGAAUUUGUUCAACAAUCACUGUUUGAUUCAACAAUGAUGCUGUAAUAGAAAUAUAUAAAUACUUUUAAAAUAUAUGCCCCCUUCCCCUUGUCAAGAUUGGCAACGAGUAAACUGGAGAACUCGAAAAAACGUAAUGUUGAGAGGUUAGCGGGAAAGACUGAGGUUCAAAUCUCGUGGGGGACUCUUCUUUGUCCAUUAUCAUGACAAAUAACAUUUUCUUCAGGCCUUUGAAUUUUGUAAAAAUGUGUUGCCUUUCCAGGGACAUUAUGUCUAGACUCUCCCCAUGAUUGCAUGACUGCAAUCAACAUUGUGGUCUCGUUUACGGCUUUGUGACAUUGAAAAACCAACAACAAGAACAGCACAGAACAACCCUGAUAUUCUCAUGUGAGAUUGGUGUAAUCUCAAAAAAAUUUCCUUGAACUCUUUUGUUGUCUUUUGGGUUUCAGCUUGCUACCAGCAUCCCAAUACCAGGAGGUGAACGAGCUUUGGACCAAACGGAUAAAAAACCAAUGGUAUGUUAGAAACUACUAGAUAUGUAGUAGUCGUUUUUUAACUACUACGUGUGCUUUGAUAAAAGAGAGAGUCAUGACGAUCUGGCGGAAAUGCAUUUAAAACAUACUUUUAUCGCAUAAACUGGGGUUUCAACAGGGAUUUCCGGCUUUGAGAAAAGCCGCAGCAACACACGUGAAAAAAUUUUUUCACCUGUGUUUAUAUAGCCAAUCAGCUGCUGACACGUCACUCGCCUUUGGCGCCACUCGGUCAGGUUGAUGUAUGAUUGGCAAAGCCUUCACGAUUCUCAAUAUAAGUUGUCUGUUGGAGCUUUCUCGAACCGCAGCGGCUAAAACACUAACAAUCCGUAUCGCUGACAGACUGUGAGGUGCAAACUUUCUCAGAAGGGGAAGGAAACUAAUAUACUAAAAGAAAAACCGAAAGUUACAUAUUCAGUGGCCUUGGUGUUAGCAUUUCUCUCAGAUGAGAAUGAAAAUCGACAACUGGAAGAUUUGCCACUGGCCGAUUUUGGCUGUUUACUUGAAAUAAUUCUUCUAUCGGUAAGGACAACGUCAAUAAAUAAGAAUUUUGCAAAUUGAAAAUUACGACCACUGUUGUUUUUGUAAUCAUAAUUCAACGCAUUUUUCCGUCUUAAGAGUCAGCGCCAACGCACUCUACGAUUGUUAUUCGGGAAUUAUUGAUUUAUUUAUUUUCAUUCAUUUAAUGAAGUCGGCUUUUCUGGUCAGUAAAGGGCUAUUGCGUUCAUAUGAUAAACAAAAUAAUACAUGGUUGCUCGUAGAUAUGGAAUUUUUCUACUUGUGUUCAACUCGACUUCUCACUCGUGAGCUAUUAAGUUAAAUACUUGAAGCAACAUUGACUUUUUCUAAAUUUCUUGUUGUAGGACAUUCCUGGUGAAAAUCGCCGGUAUGCAACUGUAAGGGCUGAUGGUGACGUAACACAGUUGGGUGUUUUGGAAGGUGCUACAGGAGAACAAGAUGACGCGGCUGAGGAAAUGGAUGAAAUAUUCCAGACGCCACCUGAAACUCUAACCGGGUAUUGUUUAGUUUUAUACAGUUUUUUUUUCGGUUGGUUAAGAGGUAAAAAGGGGAGAGUUUCUGAAAUAUUUGUUCCCCAAGAGACCAAAUUUGAUGGUUAAAAAUACGGCGUAGAACCAUAGAAACACCUUUUUUAUUGAAGACUUUGGGGCGUAAAACCCACAAACUCUCUAAUAUUUCAUUUCCCAAUGUGUUUUGCCAAAGUUCGGCUACCCCUUAAUUUGUAUCAUCGAAAUUUGGCCAAUCAGGAAUUGUUAUUACAGUAUUUUCAGGUAUAAUAUUUUCCUUCUUUUUCUUCCGUAGAGAAUCCAGCCUUGAACGAGCUAAGAGAGAAGAAAAAAAGGCUUUGGCCCAACAAGUUAAAGUUUCGCUCAAGUUUAAGAUAGAAGAGGUGUAUUUGAGUAUUUUUCAUCGGAGUUAUCUUCUUAUUCUACUUAAGGUUUCGAAUUUUUUAAAGUUUACAGAAGAAGGAAAUUUAUGAGAGUAAGUUUUUAACUGUGUCGAGAGUAAUACAGGAUUGUUCUGUAAUUGGUCCAGAGAAGUCAACCAAUCAGUUGUAAAACUAAAAUCAACCAUGGUAAUUUAGUGUUAUCAACUGAGUUGAAAACGUCAAUUGGCCUCCGUAACGAGUAAAAAAGCUGACGUUUCGAGCGUUAACCCAUCGUCAGCGCGGUUGGCGAAGUGCUAACACUUGAAACAUCAGCCUUUGAACUCUUUACAGUGGCCAGUUUACGUUUUCAACUCAUUUGAUAACACCUAAUCACCCUGUUAUACUCUCCCACCGAUGCAGCACCACAGUUCCUUUAGAAACUUACCCCCUAAAAUCAACCACCUCUCGGCUAUGCAUGUUUUCCUGCGCUUCAGACUGUUUGCUUGUUCACUUCCCUAACCGAAAAGCGUUUUUGAUGGAUAUUGAUGUAUCUACAAGUAACAGAGUUGUGGAGAAGUUAUUUCUCUGCCAAUUCUAAGUCGAAUUUGAAUGAGGACUGUUAAAUUUUGUCCUCCUUUAGAAUAGCAGUCUCCAGGUAAACCAACUGAUCUUGAACUUUUUAUGUUGUAUUACAGAUAUUCGUUGAUUUUAGCGCAAUGGAUAGUGGAGGGAAAUUGACACCUUGUCUUGCGCUGCAUGUCAAAGGCCUGGGUACUGAUGUUGUCAUGCAUCCUUGGGAUCUUUCAGCAAGUGCUUCUUUGUCUUCUCUGGCCAUUGUGGAGAAGAUCCAUGGGACUGGUGGAGGUCCUCUUUAUCUUGUGCAGACGCCUGUUGGGGCAGAGCUACUCUCUGUUAAAUUUGUUAUGGUAAAACACCUUAUCUUGUGAGGUCUACUGCAUGUAUUUAAGACCCAGUUUUGACCAGUAUACAUUACGUGCGGCGUUGGCCAUCGGUGGCCGUUAACUCGAUGUUGAUUAUGCCACAAGCUUCGUAAAAUACAAUCCAGGCUUCACUUUCGUGAAAACCAUCACUAAAAAACAGAGGUACGCAGUGCAUACUGAGUCUGUAAUGAUGUGGGCCUAUGACAAGCCCUAGUAAGCCGGGAAUUCAUGGCAAUUUACAGAUUCAUUUGAGGUCGUAGAAGGGAGUACGGCUAAUCUUGGAAUUAAUGAAAUGACUAAUCUCUAUACUUGGGAAAUAUUGUUCUGCAUGCCUAAGAACAAAGUGAAAAACAAAAUGUUAUCCUGAGUUAGAGGCAGUCAGUGUUUUGGUAAUUUGAGGAUGUUUUUGUUUUCAAAUUUAUACAAAUGGUACUCUCUAUUCUCAUCAUCAGGAUGCAGAUGGUAGAAAUUAGUUCUUUUUGUCUUUUGAGAAGUAGUUAAAUAGUUGACAGGAGAUUUAUUGUUUGUGGUUGUCACUUCCGUGCUUACACGGUGUAAAGGUCUAUAUCUGCAGCACUAUAUCUGUUUAUGAUUGAAGUAUUAAAACCCUGGACCCUAAAGAAAGACUUGCGUCAAAUUUCUCCCUUCAGGACCACCCCAGAAUCGUAUUGUAAGGUCAAGAACAUAGAGGGAUUGGUUAUCAAUUCGAGAAGCUCGUGACUGUUAAACAAAUUCUCCUUGUCAGCAUCUUAGGAAAUACAUAGAGAACAGUAUGGAGAAUAUGCAUACUGAUGUUAAUGAGUAAAGGGUUACUUGCUGCUUUUGAUAUCAAUUUUAGGUGGAAUCAGACCACCCAGAGUACAGCUCAACAUUUAAGUCCACUAAGCAGUCUGUUGCUGUGGAAUUUUCUUCACUGCAAGUAAAACUGCAUCAAGAAGCUCUGCUCAACAUCAUCGAUGUUUCAGCCAAAAUGCUGCCGCCUAGGUGCUGUAAUUUUAAUGUAGCUUAAGAACGGUUCAUGUCUACUCUGUUUUGGCGUUAAGCCUUUUACAUCCUCUUAUGUAGAGACACUUGGCUUUUGGAAACAGGCAAUUCCAAUAACCGUAAUUUGGUAACUGAUAGUGUAGCUCGCAGCGCGCGCAUAGUUAUCAAAAAAUGGAAGUUACUGUUACCCAUCAAGCUAAAAAAAAAUUAAUGAAUCAUGUAAGGAAAGUUAUCCGUCAUUUUUUCUCGAACACCGUUAUAUUGGUUGGAGUUUAUAUCCAAUCCUGACACGUAAAUUGUAAUGUGCAUUUUCCAACAGACCCACUGAUACAAUGUAGUUUUCAUAUAUAUAACUAGCUUUAGUUUUUAUAACUUUGUACUGAUGAAGCAUAAUUCCUUUUUUUCUCAUAUGCAUUAUAUUUAUAGGUUACAUAGAUUACAUGUACACAGAUUUUAUAAGUUUUUUGUAAAUCACGUUCUUAAUGUUUAUCUAUCUAUCAUGCCCCUUUUGUAUACACGCAGUUAAGCUUUUCAGCUGCAAAGCAUUAUUGUAAUAAACAUAUCUAUAUGUCUUUGUGACAACUCUCUCUCCACCAGUUGUCAAUUGAAGAAACGUUUUUUUUUUUCUCUUUUGCCAGUGAAGAGACUCCAGCUCUGUUACUUGUGUCUGCUGAAGAUACAAAAACGGAAGGCAGAGAUGAAAAUAAAACGUCUGAGCUAUCUACGCCUAAAGGCAAAAAGAAGAAAGAUAUUAAAGAUGAAAUACAGAUUGAAGUGACUGCAAAGCUGGGAGGGAUCGAUGUUACAGUGACAUCUGUUGAGGGUGAUUUGACGCAUGUAAUUAUUGGAGGUGAGGGGUUUUUUACUCAACAACCAUAAUUUGGUAAUGCAUAAAUGAGAUGUUACAAAUUACCCAUCAUCAUUUCACAAUUUUUGUAGGGGAGAGCUGGGGCAAUGAAAAUUACACCUUUCCUGCCCCCUUCCCCCUCCGUCCUUUCUAACUCUAAAUCAAACAUGGCUAGUCGGCUAAUGAGGCACUGCACUACAAGGCAUGAUACGAUAUGUUGGGCUUUUGUUCAAUAUUAUUUUGAAGGAAGCAAGUGAGCAAUUGUGAUAGUUUCAAUCCGCCAAAGAAUUGGUAUUAAAAAUAAUAUUUUCAGUCUCUCUUGAAUUUACUUUAUGUACUCUAUGUUUGACAAGUUCAAAUAUUUUUCUUCACACAAAGAUUUGUCCGCUGGCUGUGUUGUUAGAGACAGCAGAACAGACGUUAUGGCCAGGUAUGUAUGACCUAAUUGUCUUAGUCAAUAUCCCUUUUUCUCUGAUCGCGAUCAAAAUCACUCAAACUUUCCAGGUCCAAAAAAUUAUCGUUUGAUAGAAAAAUUUUCAAUUGCGUGUUGAAAGUAAUCCAGGAAUGUUCUAGUUUUACUUUAUUUCGUUACAUGAUUGGUCCAGCAACUCGCGCCACUUCUUUAACCAAUCAGAUUCAAACUAAAACCAAUCGCGACUUGGUCACUUGCGUUUUCCCGUGCUUUAGGCGGUUUGCUAGUUUUCACUUCGAGUUGUCAUGGGCUCCUUGUGAUAUUUUCCUGGCAAUGAUUGGCUGUUGUGGUUGCUUUGGUUUUGGUUUUACGACACUCAAUCGAAAAGCUUUCUAAGAGUCUCUGUUUCAUUUCAGCAUGAAAACUUUGUCAGUGAUGGAUUCUACUCCUGGGGCGGUAUAUCCGAAGAUAGUAUCCCUCGUGAACGAGGAGGUGUUUAGCCUUCAGGUGUGUAAAAUGAGAACUGUCUAUUUCAGACAUGGAACUGAGUGACAACAAGGUCAUAUACCAAUUUAGUUUGAGAUUUGUUCUGCACCUUUUGUACAACCACCAGAGAAAAUUUCCUUCAAGUGUCCUUAAAGAAACCUCACACCAAUUCUUUAACCAAUCUCAUGUAAAGUGAUUAACCACUCUCAACCUGAUUACUCACGUUUUUUUGCGCCUCUAGCAGUUUGCUUGUUUUUGCUCUGAGUUCUCAUCAACUCCUAGUAAUAUUUUGCUCUGUUCUGAUUGGCCAUUAAUCGAGAUAACUAUGAUUUUGGUUAUACGACAAUCAAUGUAUAAGGGUUCUUUCAUGAUCGUUAUUGCUGUUUUAACCAGUGCUGUUAUUAACUUGAAUUAAGAGUAAAACUUUCUAAUUUUAUUCCAUACCUUAUGUUCUUAGGUUAUUGCACACAAUGAUGCAACUGUCGGCAUCAAGUUUAGAGACAUGGAAGCUGUAGAUCUGAAAUUCGAGAUGGCAAUUGGUUGUAUCCGUGUCAUCUUCCUAAACAAAUUUGUGAUGAGGCUGCUGGUCAGUAAACUUUAUUAGCGUCAAUAUAUUUAGCAUUUGUGAUUCCUUACAGUUGCAGAAAUUGAAGUUAGUAAAGCUGUAGUAUUUUGUGUUGAAUAUUAUUUUGGAAAUUUUCAGCCUUCCGUUUGAAUAGAAUGCUAUUCAUUGUACUGAUAGUUAGUGCGCCUCAGCCAACAGGAAUGAAAUGGCAUUUAUUUUUUGUUACCAACUGUGAGUUACAUGUAACCACUACGGUUAAUUUCGCCUGAGUAAAUAUGAUUACUUUAUCUUUUAGAGGAUGAAAUCAUUCCGAGCUCAGAUAUGAAUCUCUGUGUUAUUUCAGGACUUUUUGAACAAGUUUCAGCGGGCAAAGGAUGCCAUGGAGUAUGCCAGAAAAACUGCAGCUGAGUCAGCCAGUGCAACAGUGAGUCACUAGCCGUUAUUAAAACCUUUACAUCUUGACCCAUUCACUCCCAGAUCUCAUUAGUAAUUGUCCUUACUGUGUGCUAUGCAAUUCUUAUGAUGUUGUUUGAGAGAGUUUGGUGUUAGAUUCUCCUAAUUGAUAUUUUUCUUUUUUCUCAUUCCUUGUCUGCUUGAUGUUUUACUGAUUUGAGAGGAGAAACUCUGUCUUGGUCACUCAAGGGAGUUAAAGGGUUAAAAGCAGUAUUCACUUUUUUCUAUUGUUUUGACAAGGGGAAUUUGUUUAAAAUCAUGAGAUUCUUAAUUUGGCCUUGAUGUUUGAUAAAGAGGUAAUACUGUAAAGUGAAAUCAGACGCUAUCCACUGUUAGGAACUAAAGGGUGACUUUAUUAGGUGUAAAAAUGUGUUUUUCUGACUUUUAGAUUCAGAUUUUGCAAACUCAAAGCUCAAGAAUAAGCUUGAAAGUUUCUAUCCAAGCACCUGAGGUUAUCAUCCCUGUGAGUGCGACGUCUCGCGAUGCACUUGUUGCAAAUCUUGGUCACCUAAGUGUGUCAAACACCUUCAACCUUGCACAUGAUGGGGAGGAUCCUGAAGGAAGUGAUACUGUUGUUAUUGACAACAUGGUGGUGGAUCUUAGUUCUGUAAAACUGUUGAGGUAUAGAUUUCAUCGUUUAUUCUAGCGAUUUUGAAACACAGUGACCUAGUGGCUUGUGCAGCUGUGUAUACCUUCAGCCUGAAGCCACUCCUCGUAGUCAUUUGGGCAGGUGUUGAGCCACUUUGUUAAGAUAUCGUUCAAGGCAUUCCAAACAUAAGGAGACAGGCUUAAAUUCAAUAAAAUUCAUGUUUUCACGGAAUGCAUGUAAGCACCCCAUGUACGAGGUGUUCACGAUAAGUCUUCGGUUCCCAUUUAAACAUGCUAUUGUUUCCUGGUACGAAUUGCCUCAAAUAAGAUUAAUAAUAAUAAUAACAUUAGAACUGUAAAACUCAACCACACGUUACCAGGAUUCCGUGUUGACUCUGGUAAAUCCAUGCAAUCAAGAAAUAGAUUAUGAAAGAUGAUGUCAUUCAGUGAAUGACACAGGCAUACUUCGAAAAAAAUUCCAAGUGCCCCCAAAGGAGUCGAACACACGACCUUCCGAUUAGUACUUGGGAUACUCUUCCUCUCAGGUUGAGCUCUAGCCUCGUGGAACUAAAUCCACGGUAACAAAUUUCCUGCAAUCGAUUUGAGAUACUUUUGCACGAUGAUAUAACUGAGGAUGGUAAAUUUUAAGCCUGGUGAAAGAUGAUGUUGUGCAGUGAAUGACACAGGCGUACUCGGAAAAAGUAUCUCCAAAAAGAAAUGCAUAGUUUGCUGCUAGGUGAAGGCAAAGAGAUUGAAAAUGUGUGCCACACUCGUGUCUGAUGAAACAAUCCUUUUUCUUUGUACAAUAAGAGCUGUGAUGACUGAUGGAGAAACCAUAGGACCUACUCAACUGGUCCUUGAACCAGCGAAUCUGACAGUUCAUGUGGCUCGAAACUUGUCUCCUUGGUAUCACGAUGUGCCUGAUAUCGAUGUGAAGGGAAAGCUUCAUGCAGUUAAGGUUAGUUUAUUGAUGAAAAGCAUUUGAAAUAAACAAUUGAACAAAUUGCAAACAGAAUGGUUUGCUUUUCGUAGUAAGAAAAGCAAACCAUUCUGUUUGCAAAUGAUUUGUUCCCACCACUGAAUAAUUUCAGUCUCGGUAUACAUUCCCAAACUCGGUAGACAUCCCUUCAGUCAUAUGGUGGCCUUUUGAAUAAAGCAACUUGGACUUCUAGAUAACUCUCCAUGUUCCAAACGAAAAUGUUUUUCCAUUAAGGUACUUAGAUUGCAAUUUUAAGUGAGACUAAUCGUGGGAAGAAAAUCAAAGAACAGUGUGGCAGCCCAUAUUUCUUAUGACUAAAAAUUCAAGUUAAAAUGUUUUUUUGGAGGGUACAUGCCGUUAGUUAGCGUAAGUCAACGCAACUUUAAACAUAACAUCGACUAACUGCUGUGUGGGGUGAAAACGUACCCAAAAAAAAGGGUGUGAAUCUUCCUCAUUCUAACUUUGUCAAAAUUACAUUUAAACUUAUCAGAAAUUAGAGAUUUUAUAUGGUAUAACAGAUAUUUACCAGAUAUUUACAUGUCACGUGUUCUGUCUUUGUACAGUUAUGUGCUGGUGAAGAUAAAAUAAGAACUAUACUGGGGAUCUUGUUCAAGAAUCUCAAUGAAGGAGUCACAUCUCGCACAGGUAAAGGUGUCGCAAUGAGUAGCUACUGAAAAUUUAGAUUUUUGAUUUUAUGGUUAUUUUGACACUGAUCACAGAUAUUUUCACAAUUGCAGAGGAGAUAAGCACCAUAGCACAAGAUACAGUUGGUAAGAUUCUUCAUUUUUUUACAUAGAAUUCUCGGGAGUGUUAUUAUGACAACCCCAAUUACCCUAUAAUGCCUCGCCCACUGUUAUUACCACUCGUGUUAGUUUCCAGUUAAAGGUUUCGUUUGACGUUUGGGGUUGAAAAUCAGGAGAUGCAAGAACGAUUGAGUUCUUUUUUCCUUUAUUAUGUGGUAGUAUGACACUAAAAUGAGGAAAACUAACAUUCAGGCAAAUAUAACACUUAAUCACUGGGUAAAUGUUUUGUCUAGGGCCUGAAAUAUAGACUUCUAAUUUACUUAAAAAGGCUUAAAUAGCCAUGCCUUACCUUUCAGAUUCCGCGGGCGUUGCCAGUCAAAGCCUGAGUGUUGCAGAACCAGCUUCGAGUGAUGUUGUGUGGGACUUUGUGAAAUUUUCAUUUGAGAUUGAAGAAGUUUCAGCUGCAGUGUUCUGGGAGGAAAAGGUUAGUUAAAUGUAAUUUGGUAUUAUCAACUGAGUUGAUAACGUAAAUUGGCCACCGUAAAGAAUUUUAAAGCUGACGUUUCGCUCUGAGGAAGGGCUAACGCUCGAAACGUCAGCUUUGAAACUCUUUACAAAGGCCAAUUUACGUUAUCAACUUAGUUGGUAAUACCAAAUUACCUUGUUAUACUCUCCCACCGACGCAGCACCACAGUUUCUUUAGGGACGUACCCCCAUUAUAACUGCUAAAUGAUCGUGCUAGGGGUAGCGAAGGUGGCUAGUGUAACAUCCUAAAAUGCUUUUGUCCAUUUUUAAACGAUGCUCCUUUGCCUCAGCCUACCGGCACCACGUCAUCCAGAGAUGCAGAAUGCUGUUUAGGGCAGUUCUCGCUGGUCCAGGUUAAAGCCUCAGGGAGUAUCAAAUCCAACUCGGCAAUAAAGGCCAGUGUGACGUUAGAGAGUUGUAUUCUCGAUGAUAAAAGGCCGCAGAGUGAGGAAGGAGUCACAAGGUAAGAAAUGAUGCAAUAAUGUGUAGUUCACCAGUGUUACGUUUCUCAUUUUGACUUUUUACUAAUUUGUCGCCCUCUGUAAUACAAGGAGUACUAGAGGCGCCCCAAGGCGUCGCCCCUUGAGUAGUUGCUUUAAGUUCCGUCACCCCCUAGUGAAGUUCAUUUACUCAGAAAUAUGAUUGCAUUGCCCCAAUUGAAAGUUGCAUCGUCCCCAACUUUUGAUCUAAAUUCGAUUAAGGUUUUAAACGCGCAUCAUCAUCCGGUGUCGUUCCAAAGCAAUGAUAACAGCCCUUCAAAACAAAGGGAAAUCCAGUGAAGCCAAUAAGAAGUCAAAUUAGAAAGCAAGUCGCCCCGUUUUUUGGUAAUCUAUCUUAUCAUGGAGCAAACUAAGGGAAUGUAAUUGCGGAUUAGUCUUGGCACUUAGUUGGUAAAUGCUUCAAGUCUUUUAUCAUGUUAAUCUACGCACUGGCUAUCCAUAGAAAAAAAAUACAAUGUUGGUUUUCAGGAUGAUUGAAAAGUUUAGUGGUGGUUCAAGUGAUGUUGAAAACAUGAUCGAUAUUCAGUUCCAGCAAACUGCUGCUCAGGACAAAAACAGUAAGUUUGAUUAUGAUUUUCAUUCUUAUGGUCACGUUAUCAUUUGGUGACAACUCGGCUUAGGGUGAAAUUUUCCUUUCAAAUGCACUUGUGGCUACCGAGAGAUGCCAAGCUCUCCGUAAUUUUGUAAGAAUUUCUAUGUUUGCUCUUGUGUUUGAUAAGUUUGUUAUAGAAGCAGCAAGAUAAACGUCGAAAAUUCCACCAUUUUUUUUGUCAUUCCAUCAUUGAAUCUGAACCUAAAAUGUAAUCCGAAAUUAAAAUAGUUUUUAAUUCUAAUUUAAAGACCAAGUUUCAUGUAGGCAGAACACUUUGUUCUUUGCUUUCAUCCAUGCUACUGCAGUACAAAAUUGACUGUGAUAACGAGGUAAUUAAUUUCAGAAUAUUAACCAGCAGAUCAGUUUUCAAUUGACUGACGUAAAACCAAAGUUAUUACAAUAGCCAAACAUAACAAAGGUUUGUGACAUCAUUGAUCAAUGAGGACUCAUUUAAAAUAGGAAAAUACAAAAAAGCGCGGGAUAACGGGGGCAACCAAAUCGCGAUUGGUUAUCUUUUGACGUCUGAUUGGCUUGGGCAUUACGAUUUUUAGACCAAUCACAGACCGAAGUAAAGCAAAACCAAAGCAAUCCCAGAUUACUUUCGACAUUCAAUUGAUAAUUGCUUUAUUUAUGGGUGGUUAAAUGUGAUUGAAACUAGAGUGUGUAGAAUACAUUAAGACAUUAGGGUACCGCUUUUUUGAGGCCGAAAAUUAAACUUGGCCUCGCCUCUUUCUGCUUACAUAUUCAGUUGAGAUGGCAAUACAGAGCUUCAACGCUGUAGUAAACUUGGAGUUUCUACAGGUUCUGUCUAAAGUGUUUACGUCAGCGUUAGCCACGGAUGAAUCAGACAGCACGUCAUUGCUUGCCUCUCAACACGUAUCUCAGGAGGUGGCCGUUACACAUCCAUCUGUAUCUGUUGCGACCACCGAUCACGAACCACCACAAAUCGACGUUAAGAUCGCCGUUAAAGACCCAGAAAUUAUCUUGCUAGCAGACGGAAGAGACAAAAAUACCAAUGCUCUCUUCUUGAAGGUUAGUACAUAUCCAGCAGUGCAUAGUUGGCAAAAUAGAGAUGGAAGUUCAAAUACACUUAACCCUCUACAUCAUCAGUGUAAACAUCAGUAUGCAUUUUCUCCAUACUGUUCUCUAUACAUUUCCUUAGGUGCUGACAGGGAGAAUUUGUUUAACAAUCAAGAGUUUCUUUAGUUGGUGAUCAUUUUCUUUAUUCUAAGGAGAAAUUAGAUGCUAGUCACUCGUAGGGGUCAAAGGGUUGCACACUACUUUGCAACCAAACAAAAGAGGGUUCAAACGAGCAGUCAAGGAUGGAAGCCAACAUGCCAUAAGGCAAAGGGAAAGACAGGCAAAAAAACGGGCAGACAGACAUACACGUAUAGCUGAGAAAGAAACUACGUAAAAGAAAGAAAAAUGGCUUUCGAAGCCACAGUUUAACCGAGCUUGUUGAUGUAAAAAGUUACGGAGAAACAUUGUUUUUUAAAGGUAUUCGCGAAGGGUGCAUCGAGUUUGAAAAACGGCUUGUGACCCUUUUACUUAAGGAUUGGAUUCCCACGAAAAGUGGAACUAUGAUGGCUUAUAUCUCACGGAUAUGUUCUCAGUUCAGCCACUUCCCUCGUAAAAUUUGUAGUAAAUUAUACAUUCAUGUGUGUUUUAUAUUCUCAAACAUAAGCGAAGAGUUUAUUCGACGUUUUAUACAUAUUUUUUUCUUGCAGAAUACAAUCGAUUUCCGCUUUGUUCAGGGUCUUGGACAGCAAAAGAUGUCGGGUUCUGUUUCAGAUGUCGUAAUUACCUCAGCAUCGUUUGACAAGGAGAGAAGAGCUUCAACGAAAUCUAGGGUGAAACUUUAUUCCUUUUACUUGAGGGUGUAGUAUAUUGAUCAGCGGCGCGACAACGUGGCUAGAGGAGUCAACUUACCUUCCGGAGCUCCUGGGCUCGAGUCUUAGGUCACGAUUGUAAAUGGCGAACUGCCCGCGGGGAUUUUCAACCUUGAUGGAGAAACUUUCAAUUGAGCGUCCAAAUUAAUCCAAGGUCUCUUUGGUUUAGUUUACUUUGUUGUGUGAUUGGUCCAGAAAGUCGUGCUCCUUUCUUAACUAAUCAGAUUCAAAACUUCAACUAAUUGCGACUUGGUCACAGGCUUUUUCUUGCGUUUUAGUCGCACUCAAUCGAAAUGCGCUCUAUGCUUUAACCGAAUGCGUGGUUUUUCCCAAAGAGUAGCCCAGAUCCUCCGUGCUUUCUGCCUCAAAAACUUCUGAGAGUAAGCUCUUCAUAUGUGAAAUGUUUCUCCCUGACAAAUUAUUUGAACACUUUACUCAAAGUAAUUCACUUCCUUUUCAUUUGCAGGUUCUUCAGCUUUCGCAUAUAUCUUUUGUAAGCUCGGCACCAGAAGGCGGUAGCAUGCAUAUUGACGUAUCGACAGCAAUGGCGUACAUACACGUGUCGCCUCCUACAAUUAGGACAUUAACAGCGUGUCUGAUGUCAUUAGCCCCAGCUAAGGUUUGUGUAGCGUACAGAAUCAUUGGUAAGAACGCAUUUGGAAGGUUUGUGUGUCUCAUGAACAUGUUGAUAAGAAUAGUUUUUUAAAGGUUACUAUGACUUAUGAAAUCCUUUUCAACACUCCCAAGAUUUCAUUACUGAAUCUCGUUACAAAUUGAUAGACAAUUUUCAUGAUGUUGCUUCGGAGAAUUUGUCAUUGGGUCGACUGAUAAUCCCUUUGCUGAUAUUUUUCUUUAUUCUCAUCACUUGUUGCUUUAUAUCGUAUUGUUAAUGUGGUGAGAAGUUGUGUCUUGGUCACUCGUGGGCGUUAUGGGGUCAAGGAACCAUCUUUAAAAAAUCCUUAUUUAACGUUUUUAUGACUUAUUAACCGAUACGAAAGAGUCAAUUUGAAUGUGUGCUCGUGUUUCAUCCUUCGCAUUCCCUUUCCUUCCGAUUUUUCCUCUCCAGACGGAAGAAGAUGGAAAGAAGGCAAUUGAAAGCGCUGUAGACUUAUGGAAUGAAAAGCCAAUUACGACUAAGGAUCGAUGGUAUUUAUCCCCAGGUGAGGCAAACAUUACCGUUUAUUUAACACAUAAACUGCGGUGUUAGACAAGGAUUUCCGGCCCUGAGAAAAGCCGAAACAACACACGUAAAAAAAUAUUUUAUUUCUUCACGUGUGUUGAUAUAGCCAAUCAACUGCUUACACGUCAAUCACCUUUGGCGGCAUUCGGUCAAUUUGAUGAAUGAAUGAUUCUCAAUUGAAGUUGUUUGCCGGAACUUUCUCGAAUUAUGUCGGCUAUAACACUAAAAAUCCGUAUCGCCGACAGACAAUGAGGUUCAAACUUUCCUAGAAGGGAAAGAAAACCAAUAUACUAAAAGAAAAACCGAAAGUUGCGUAUUCAGUGGCUUUGGUGUUAGCAUUUCUGACGGAUGAGAAUGAAAAUAAUAAUAAUAAUAAUAAUAAUAAUAAUAAUAAUAACAACAAUAGGCUAUUGUGUUUAUAUAAUAAACAAAAUAAUACAUGGUUGCCUGUAGAUAUGGAAUUUCUCUUCUCGUUUUCAACUCAACAUUUAGCACUCGAAGAGAAAUUCCAUAUCUACGCGCGCCUAUGUAUUAUUCUCUAUUUAACGUACUCUAUGACUAGUCGAAGGAACCCUCUUCUGAGGGUGUUACAGUUAUCCUUCCUGUUUCUGAGGUUGCGUGCAAAUUAUUUGUUCAGAUGAAGUGAAAACGGGAUGCUCUGCUUAGUAUUUUACUUCUAUAUUGCCAAAAAUACAGAAAAAGAAAUUUUUUUAGUUUUCAUUGAUGUAGAACUUUCAGAGUAUCACGGCUAUGAUCAAGACAUUAUGGUAAAGGUUUACCUUUAAGUAUUCUAUAGAUCCCAAAAGCAGGGCGUGAAAUUGCGCCUCAUACGGGCGCCAAUGCGACUAAAUUUUUCACUUUGGCGACCAAAUCCUGAAUCAUAACGAUACCUAGAGAUAUAGUGAAUUAAAAAGAUUUGCAAAGAGAAAUCCGUGGCAAACUUCCUCGUUAAGUUUGUUUAAUUUCCAAAACGCAGCACAUGCAUCUCAAUUGAUAAUUAGACGCUAUCUUGGAUUUAGGUGAGCUUGAACAUUGUAUAUCACUCAUCCUAGUGUCCACUUUGUAGAACUUUGUAGAACUUUGUAGAAUUUUGUAGAACUUUGUAGAACUUAAUUUUGGAGGGUCUAUCAAGAACGCUGACAGCGUAAAAAAAAAAAAAAAAGGUUUUGUUUGUCUUUAAAAAUGGCGACCAAUUUUUUUUGCAUUGGCUACCACUUUGAAAAAUUAGGGAGCCAAGUGGCUUUCAGGAAAAAAAAAAUUCACGCCCUAAAAAGGGUUUUUUUGGUGUGGGGGAGGUGGAGGGAGAGAGUUACUUUAUCGGUGAGAACACUCACUCCCCUCCUGUGAGGGCUGGGAUUGAGACAUUUUGUCUUCUGCGAAAACUGAGACCAAAUUCUCAUUAUUCAGGCGCUUGGUGGCAGUUUUGAAUUUAAAAUUUGGGUUUGUUCGUUUUCAGCCAAAAAUUGCCGUCAGGGUUUAAACCGCAUUUGUGUGUGCAAGUUUUCAAAUGUAGGCUUCGGGAUCUAGUUGAAAGCAUUUAAAAACAAUUCGUGAAGGGAAUGACAGUUUUCAUGAGUUUUUUUAAAUAUUCCUUGCAUGCCUGCACUCGAUGUCCGUACUCCUAAUAAGAACUCUUGAGAGCUUUCCCGUGUUUUUAAGGUUGGGGUAAACUUUUCACGUUUGUGAUUUGCGUUUUAGUUCCAGAAGACCAGCUUGUUCCUGGGAGACGGGUGCUUGCCAGAGCUUUGACUAACAUGAAGUUUUAUGAUCCGGGAUAUAUUUACAUGGCUUUGGAAAACAUGAUUGGUGUCCACUUUGACGGCGGCCUCCCCUCCGCCUAUGAUCCAAAUGACAUCACCGCUAUGAUGGUGGAUAAAGACCCUGAUCCUCAAGCUCUGGUUGUUGGCACACCUGUGGUGGCCAAGCGUUCAAACGAUUCAUCUCAUGUCGAAGGAAAAGUGAAAGAAAGGAAAGAGGAGAAUGGAAAGGAAACAUAUUUAAUUGACUUUUGGGAUGGCAUCGAACAAUGGGACACUCUAGAUCAGAUUCGUAUUCUCACCACCAGUAAGCCAGGAGGUAUGAAGUUUGAGGAGUUUUAGCAGACAAUUCUAGCCAUGUUACAUUUCUGUUGUCAGCAUAGGUUCACAUUAGUCCAGUUGCGUUGGUUGGGAAAGUUACGAAAUUAGCUCGAAUAACCGGAGAUUGGCAUUUGCUUUCAUCCUUCUUUGAACUAAACUCCAUCGGAUUCAGUGCGAACGAUGAACGCCGUUUAAUAUUUUAAAAAUUUGAAUGAACUCCAUGCUUUGCAACUGCAUCUAAAAUCAAAGAUGCGCAUGUAAGAGUCUGCCUCAAUUUUUUUUCUUGUAGUUCCCAGGGGGCAGAUUGAAGUGUCAUCCAUCGUAUUUGUCAGAUUAAAAGACGACAUGUACAGGAGAGGUUUUGUCUCCAGCAAAACAUACAGGAAACAUGUGAUACGGUUAAUCGGUGAAGUGGCCACCAUCAGUGUGGACGCAAACGACAGUGCGGCGGUAGUACCAGAUGUCAUCCCAGAUGUAGCUUCUCUUACUGUUGGAAGAACAGUUAUUGCUACAGUUGACACUGCUUUUUGGGAGGCGGGAUUUAUUGUUCAGAUUCGGACACGAGAUGAUUCAGGACAGGACAUUUACCGCGUCAGGUUCUUAAAUGGUGGCGAUACGUGGAUUUUUAACAUCAACAACAUCCGUAUCUUGAUGGCAAGGAAACCUAAUGGUAUGUGUGGCUACCAAUUUUCAAUUGAGUUUCGAAAGUAAUCCGGACUUGCUUUGGUUUUGCUAUUCUGCACCAUAGAAUUGGACUAGAAAAUACGUGCUACUUUCUCAACCAAUCAGGUUGAGCUCUUAAAAAAUUACAACUUGGUCGCCCGCAUUUUCCCUCGCUUCAGGCAGUUUGCAUGUCUUUAGUUUCGUUCUCAUUAGUUCCGUGUGGUAAUAUCCUUUUUUCUCAUUGACUGUUUUGAGAUUCGCAGUAUUUUCACUUGUAGGAAUUAAUGUAAAUUAUAUGUAAUGGUUAGAGAGACGCUAGAAAAAAUGAAUCGAAAGACUCUGGUAACUUCGCAAGCAUUAUAUAAUAUUUUUCCUAUUAUGAAAAUCACUAGGCAAGGUGCAAGGUGUAUUGGUUCUAAUUGCCGUGAAGAGGACAUAAAAUCAUAUCCAUUAUAUAGUUCUAGUGUGCCUAGUGUAGUCUGCGCAAAAUACUACGUAAAUUCUAGUGCAAGCGUUUUUUCGAUGGUAUUACUUUCUGUACUACCAUCAUGAAAGUAAUAAGAGUGGGGUGAGUAAUAAGGGGUGGGGUGGGGUGGGGUGGGUGGAGGGUUGAAAGGGGUGCGAACCCCCUACUGAGAUGACUUGCCGCUUUCUAAUAUGACUAAUAUUCUGCAAAACAUAAAUCAAAAGUGUGGUGUUGAAGAAAAACGAAUAACGACGUAAUGAUGACAGUCGUAAUCCUCAUUCUUUGUUGUUCGCUUUUAAGAUUUGUUUACGUCACCUGUCCGUUACGUCAUUCCUAAGUGGUGCACCUCCUCCCAAGAAAAAUCCUGGAUCUGCCUCUGUUGCCCACUAUGUCAAAAACUGUUAUAUCUUAUUGGCUACUUGUUCUUAUACAAGGGGCUACAUACAGAACGAUGGAAAUCUAGAGUAAAUGAGAAUUUUUUGCCUUAUUAUUUUCUCUCUCUAGUCCCAGAAGGCAUUUUAGACGUAGGCACAGUGGUGUGGGCACACACGUCCAAAAUACGUUACUACAAAGGAUUUGUCGCCUACAAAGGAACAAAGCUGCAUGUUGAUCUCUAUGACGGAGAUAAAUUUGUGUACGAAAUGAAAGAUGCGUCACGCAGAGUGAUUCCUGAUGUGCCGCCAAAGGCGGCAGAUAUCAAACCUGGAACCAGAGUUAUAGCCAAGUUUAAGAACAAGCCUCGGUAUUACAGUUCUACAGUGAUGGAGGUGGACGCCUCUGAGCCAAGCGAACCGAUGUAUCAUGUGAAGCUUGACGAUGGAGAUGAGACGUGGGAUUCUUUGUAUCAUCUCAGACUUUUACCCAAAGAGGUUCAAGUUGGAGGUACGUUUUGGAGUGUUUGUGUUAGCUCCUUCAUGAUUUGAGUGAUAUAAAAAAAACUGAUUUGAUAGCAGGCUUGCUUUGAUGAGCAAACAAUCAGUUAGUAAAUAUCUUGGGAUGGUUUGUUAUUAUCCUUUGCGAUUAACCUAAACGAAAAUUACUGUAUGUUUUAUCUCUAGGUGAGGAGAAGCCUCCUAACCAUGUUAAUGCCAACGAGGCUGGGAACCAUAAAACAGAAUUGGUAAGUUUACAAGGGCGUGGCUUAUCGGGUUUCUUAGGGUGCCUGUGAAUUCUACCCCCCUUAUUUGAGACACCGUUUUGUGACAGGUCAAGCACGUAUACAUCUCAUGAUUCAGAUUUGAGAAAACAGGCGAAUCCAAACAAUCUAGCCGGGAUAAAUCUUUCCAAUGCUGGGUACUCUAUUGGUCCAUCGCUCUUGCCGUUAAGAAUGCGAGCCCGCUGAUACACAAGGAAGAGAAGCCGUAAAAGACAGUUACCUAGGGCGCGCGGAAAUUAAUAACUUCCCAUCCCCGCUCCUAAAACAAGUCUUAGCUGCACCCCAGCCACUAGAAACAUUUUAGAUCCAUAUCAGUCAUCCUGAUAUUUUUAGGGGCCACCAGAGAUAAAUUUUUCUUUCACAACGAUAAUUCAAAAUGUUAUUUUUUUUCUCAGUUGGUUUUUGAAAUGGAAGGAUUUGACAUCAAGCUUGAAGGUUUGUUUGGCAGCCAAGUGAUUCCAUUGCUGUCCGUUGAUGGAUCCAUCCAAGGAGAAGUUCGGAACUGGUCUUCGGCAGUAAGUAAAAAAAAUGUUAUAACGUAUGCUGUAGCAAUUAUUCUUUUGAAAGACAAUGGUUCAUUUUCAUGUGAAUUUUUUAUCAGUAAAAGCGGCUUUUGAAUCUUAAUACCCCUUCCAACUUUUUCAGUUAUAGCAAAUGCUUUUCCUCGUUAUCGAGUUUGAUGAGAUUUUUGUGGAGCAUUGGGGUAGUUUAACGCACCUAUGUUGUAUUUUGGCAUUUUUUCGUUAGUGUUAUUAUUUUUGUUUUCUUUUCGUUGUUCCCUUUUAUUUUGUUAGAGACCCGUCUCCCCAAUGGCCGGUGCACUAGAUUCUGUGUUAAAAAAAUCCUAGUGUGGGCAUUGGAGCCCAUUUCACGAAAAUUCCGGGUCGGAAGCCAAAUUUUAAAAUCAAAAUCUAAAGCAUAGAGAAGCAGGUUCUGUCACCCUAGCAAGUACAAUUCAUUUCUUUAGCUGAUAGUUAAAUUGUAUAAUUUUCAAAACUUUUGAAAUCCCCAUCUUAAAUGAAAACAAAACAGCUCUACGGGCCCGUUAAGUUACCAGGGCUGUUUUGUUUUCAUUCAAGAUAGGGUUUCCAAUAGUUUUGAGAGUUAUACAAGGUGCGUAAAAGGAUACCAGCGAAUUCUUAGCGAAACCCCUACGAAAUACCAAGGGGGGGGAGGGAGGAGUGGGGUGUGUAUAAGGGUAACCUGCGAUAGACUAGAAUCCCAUUCAGGGAGUGUAGCAAUGGCGGUACUCCUACUCGUCUUAUGCUACAGAAACCGCGACAACUUCGGUCGGGGGAGUCCUUUGGCUGGUUUAUGUGACUUGGCAUUUCUUAUUUAUUUCAGUUGUCAGUCCAUGCUGGAGUCGACGUCAUUGGAAACUACUUCAACGAAAGUGUGUCUGAAUGGGAACCUCUUAUUGAGCCGGUGGAGGAUGAAAACAGCACUUAUCGACAUUGGGAAGUUAAUUUUGACGUGAGUAAAUUCUCGUAGUGAAGGAAAGGCAAAUCCUUGUAAAAUCCUCACUUUUUCCAAAUUUUUCCCUUUUUUCACUGUAGCUAUCUUUAGCAAAUGGUGGAGAUGAAAGCAGCAGUUUGGAUGACAAUUCAGAGGCAGCCAUGACUAUGGCAAUUCGAUCAAAGGAUGAAUUACAGCUGACUGUAACAAAAACAUGUCUGGACAUCUUCACUAAACUCGGAGCGGUCAGUACAAAACUAGCAGGAUGAUGAUAGUGAUAAAAAUAACUUCCACAGAAAUGAUUAUGAUACUGAUAAUGACUAGAAAGAAAACUAUCAUGACUUUAAAAAUAACAAAAAUGACCUAAGUCUCCUUCGAAGCUGUCUCUGGGAUGUUAUGCAACCCCUCCCGAGAGACUGGCUUUUAGCUUGGGCGCCCCCUCCCGAGAGACUGGCUUUUAGUUUGGGGAAAUCGUUGCGUGACAUCCCAAUGUAUGGCAGAGUUGGAGACUACAACAACAUUUAUAACUGUAGUGAAAAGUGGUAAGAAUGAGGCCUGAAAGAAAAUCCACUAUUUUUUCUGUGACAAAUAUUGAAAUACCUGUUCAUGUCUGUAGGCUUUCAAAGAGGCUGUUACUCUGAAGGGUACAGGAGUGGUAGCCAUUGAAGAUGUUCCACCCUAUCAGAUAUGGAAUGAGGUUUGUUAUCAACAGCUUCUUUUUUAUGUAAUUUGCAGGUGAUUGUUAAGGUUUUUAUUGGCUAUAUCCUCCUAAAAUUAAAUUUACAAGAUUCCAAAGCCUUAGCUCGUCAAAGAAAACUAUCCGCACUCAUGGAUAACAACUUCUCUCGGAGGCCUAGACUCAAUUCUGGUAUUUAAAAGCAAUAGGUGUGUCAAUAAACACGUUCUUUUAUAAGAUAAACAGUAUUCGGUUUCAAGCAAGGCUCUAAUUUAAAAAUAACAUAAAUAUUCGCAGUGUUGACUUCUAAAGUUUUGCAAGGUUCAGUUCUAAAGGUUCGUGUUCCGUUUCUUCUCAGUGAUAUCAUUAACAGUCAUGUUUUGAUUCUUGUUAGCUUGGAAUGGAAGUGAAGCUUCGUCCGGGAAAACAGCUGGUACAGUAUAUGUUCAUCCUACUUUUCUUCGCUCCAAAAUUCCUGAAUAUUCUUUUUCCUCUUUCUUUGUGGCGGAAUUUGAUAGAUGCUGCAAGUCAGGUUGAAAAAUUGUGAAUGUUAAACAAGUUCAGUUUGAAAAAGAAACCUUGUCUUAGUGGAUACUAACGGGGUCCCGUUUGUGUUCGAUAGUUGUACUUGUACUUGUCUAUUAAGAGGAAAUCAAAGAAAUCCCGUCGUAGUUUUACUUAAAGUGUAAAAAAGUCAUAGCCAUUGAAACCAUGUAAUGUGAAAAGAGCCUUAUCGAGGUUUGCAUUAGAGCUAUUUUCAAUUCACUGUUUAAAGAAAUCCAAGAUUGCGUUACUUUGUUCUGUCCAGAAAACUGACGUCACUCUGUAAAAAUAUCAGAUGCAAAACUAAAACCAACCAUGAAUUAGUCGCCCGCGUUUUCCCGCGCUUUAGGCAGUUUGGUUGUUUUUACUUGGAGUUCUCAUUGGCUCUUGGAGAUAUUUUCCUUUCUUCUGAUUUGACGUUGUGAUAACUUUGGUUUCGCUUCAGCUGUACUCAGGAUACAUUGUAUUUGUGUUACGAUAGAUUGCAAGUGGAGCUGAUCAAGAUGGCAUGGUUACAGUGCUUCCAGGUCAAAGCCUUUCCCUACGCUUUGCCGAAGGAAUUCACAAGAGAACCAGCCGAUACGAAAGAGCAAAUAGUACUUCCGGAGGAGGGGGGCCUAGUAUUGGUGUUGAGGUGAGAACAGCCAUUAGGCUCAAAAUUCCAGAUGCAGUGAAUGUUUAAUGUCACUAAAAGGAACUGGUAUAGAGAAUGGUUUGAAACCAGAAGUAACAUUUAAUCGUGUAGUCUGAUUGUCCGGGUGUGAAUAGUCCAUAGAAAAACUGUUGUCACUAGCAGUGACUUAUGUUUCAAUAACCUCGGCGGAAGUCAUCAUUACAGUCAAGUGUCAUUUUUCGUGUGAACUGUUUUGCUCAAUUUUACCGUGAUGGUAUUUGGUGUAAGAAUCAGUCAGCAUUAGUCAUACGUGAUUUAGAUCCGUCGUUUAUUGUGUAAAUGUUGUGAUUAAAUCUUUUUUAUGGUACUGGUUGGUAUAGACAUCUUUUUGCGGGGAGACUCUUCCUAGUAAAGAACCAGCUUUUCAGCAGUAGUUACAAAGAUUGCCGUGGAUAAGAUUUAUUUCGUCUGUUUACAGUGCCAAAAAAAUCUCAAAACUUGAAAUCCUAAAAUACCCCAACUUGAAUCUUGUUUUGAAAUCAUUAGGUGCAAGGCUAUCACGUGAUGAAGCCUGUCUCAAUCAAACAAGCAAGAGUUAUCUUGCAAAAUGUCAUCCCAAAAAAGGUAAGAACAAAUAAACGAUGACAGGCAAAAAUAAAUCAUAAUUAAGUAUAAUAAGAAUAGGUAUAAACAAUAAAAUGUAAUUUUGUAUGCUGAUACCUUUUCUGUUGAUUAAACAAAGAACAAUUUCCGUUGUCUUACGUGCGGAGCAGGUAACUAAAAACAGUUUUGAAGCACAUUUGAUACAAAUGCACGUUUAAUUUAAAUGUUGGAUCAAGUAAGUUGACAUCCUGCUUCACCAAGCCACCCAAAUAUUGUUUUUCUCUAGCUUAACUGAAUUUAACUGAUCACCCGAUAUACCACCUAAAUUAAUUUAAAUUUUUGAAACAUAUCUCAUAUUUUUUUCCUUUUCAAAUCUUACUGUCCAUAAUUGUCAGUUAAAGUAGGCUAGAAACACCUCAGAGAUGUAUAUAAAAUAUUAAAAGUGAGGUAAAUACUUUUUUUUCCUUGUCAAGUAUGACUGAGGUAACUUUUCACCAGAUUUCUUCAGCCAACUUUACGGUGUUCAGUGUCUAGUUUUAACGUAGUUAAAUAAAUAAAAAAAAUUACUGGAUGUACAGAAAAUGUAUUCUUACGUCGUUGUUUAACAAAAAAAAUCCGUAUCAUGAUGCAGUAAUAUUAACCUCGUUUCUUGCUUUAAUUAUGUCUAGAGGUGAAGUUCUAAGCAAUGAAAUAAAAGAAAUUUAUGUUAAGAUUAAUGAAUAAUGUAAUAAUUGAGUUAAAUUUAAAUAGAUAAAUGUAGGGCACAUUUCAAUUGAUUGUCAUCAAAAACCAAUUACGAAGAACUCAAAGAAAAGGAAAAAAAAAUUUUUGAACCGUGGGAAAAUACAAAGUGACAAAGUUGCGGUUGAGUUUUAGUUUUGCGUCUCGUAAGUUGAAAAUGCAAGUUUUCGAAACCGACCAGAGACCAAAGUGAAACAAAACCAUAGCAAUUUCAGAUGCCUCUCGACACUCAGUUGAAAAUUUUUCUUAAAUUCUUUGCAUGCUUAGUUAGUAUUCUUACAUUUCAGUUUAUAGAAAGGAUCGUUUUAUUACCAGAAAUGAGCACCAUAAAUGAAAUGGUCCUGAUAACAGAUCUUGACCCAGAUCAGGUGAAGGGCAAGUACCCUAAAUUAACGGCUCUCUAAUGGGAAACGUGAUUUUAUAAACGACUUCAGCUUUCUCGACUCUUCUGUGGGCUCAAUUCUGGCUUUCAACGCUAACCACUCGUCUCUGUUUCAUAAAUACUGGUAAACCGAUAACCCUAUAAACCAUAUUUCUUAUUUUUUAUUGUCAGUAUCUGUGCAGCUGUGCAUAUACCCCUCCCCUGGCCCAACAUUAACCCUAACAGCCUUACCUGAUAUCUGUUGACUGUUGUUGGGUUAUUGGAGGGGUAGGUGGGCAGUUGCUCAAAUACUGAGCUAGAUCCUUUCCUAUUUGAGUAUAAGUUCAGUGUCUUUAUGCUGUCUAAGUUUUAGUCAACAUUUGCUAGUUUUCUAAUGGAGUCUUCCUGUUACUUGUACUUAACUGAGUACUUCUUUUUGCUUACAAACUUUUUUUUUUCUUUUUGGAGCUUUUAUUGCUCUCUAAACCGUUAAUCGCCAACUUCUGAAUGACUACUGAGUUGAAAUGAACGACAGAACAAUAAAAAUUUAAAGUAACAUGUGCUUUUCUUUACAGCUCCUCUCUGGAUUGAUUGUAUCAGUUGUGAUUCAAGUGGAAACUGGAGACGGCCAGAAGAUAGUUACUAUCAGAUCACCCUUACAGGUCAGUACACAU
This is a messenger RNA of Pocillopora meandrina, 43683 nucleotides long. NCBI's taxonomy places the organism in Eukaryota, Metazoa, Cnidaria, Anthozoa, Scleractinia, Pocilloporidae. The record is from the annotation of a GenBank genome assembly.